UGAUGGUGAUGAUGAGUGUGUUCAAGUUUACGUGUGCCAUCAUUACCAGGGGGUUGUUCCUCUUCGUGUCGCUGGCUGCCGUGUGGAGGGUGACCUGGGUGAAGGGGGACAACAUCUUCUGGCUCCUCACGUUGCUCUUCUUGCCGCUGCUGCUGGAGAUGAUCGUCACGCUGAAGAGGCGGAAGGGCAAAGAUUACAAAUGGUUUUCUCCACCAAUCUUCCUCUUUCUAAUAAGUAUCAUUCCCUCCAUUUGGAUCCUGGAGCUUCACCACCAGCAGGACAAAGCCAGUGACCCUCAGUGCAAGAAGCUGGACUCGUGGGAGAACGUGAAGCGAGUAAUCACCCUGAACGAGACCUCCAACCUCACGUACCAGAACUACCUGGAGAAUAUCAACCAAGCGUUGUGCUCCAAUGACUGGAUCCUGGCUCUUCACCAGAUCCUGCUUAUCCUCCUUAUCGUGGGAAAGUGGCUCCUCCCACUGGGGGGCGGCGUCACAAGGGAUGAGCUCUCUCAGCUGCUUCUGAUCUUUGUCGGCACGGCGGCGGAUAUCCUCGAAUUCACGAGUGAGACGCUGUCAGAUGUCAAAGAGAACAGUCCUCAACUGGUGUAUAUCAUCUUAGCCGUAUGGACCUGGAGCAUGUUGCAGUUCCCUCUACAUCUGGCUGUGGUGAACUCCAAAUCGGAUUCGGAGGAUGAACAAGGGGGUGUGCAGGAGGUCUCCCUCCUGACUAAACACAGCACGGACAUGUGGGGUAUCGUGGAGGCCUUGUUUAUCCAGGACGGGCCCUUCCUGAUGGUCAGGCUGACCGUCAUGACCUACUUCGAUGUCUUCCACCAGAUGCUAGUCUUCUUUGCUAUCAAGAACUUCCUGGUGGUUAUUUUGAACGUGUACAGACUGGCAGUGAUAUGCCAGAACUUUAGACCUUCCAGGAGCGGCACCGGCCAGGGCAGCGCCAUACCAUAGUCAAGUCAAAUCAGCUUCAGUGGAGAAGAAAAUCCCAAAGUUCGAUUGCUUUCAGCGGAAUGUUCUUGUCCUGUUUGUUUUUUUGUGUGUCACAGUCAUUUAAUUGUUCACAAUUUACGAUUAACUUACAACGGCCUGUAGAUCAACGUUGAUAGAGGAUUGGACUGAGUUACUUGUGUGGCGUUAAAGCUAACAACCACACCAGCAGACAAACAGGAAAAGAGGAAACAGAGCAGGAAAAAAGGGGUGUGUCUGGGUCUGGAAGUUUAGGAGUUGGGGCGGGGGGGUUCAGUUCAAAGUUUGUCAGCACAAAAACAAAUCAAAAUAGUUCCAAAUAGUUCCAAAGCUUGACCCCGGAAAUUAUUCCCAUCUGCAUUCUGUCUGGCAUCAUGUUUAGCAGCAGUCCGAGCAGGAAAAGAAUGGGAAGAGAGCAAAAAAGUCAAAGUGUUUCCAAAGUCUGUGAAGUGCUGACAAAAAUGGGACACGCUUAGACCGUUUGAACUCAGACUGGAAGGUGAAAAAGACUGUGAAAGUUGAGCUGUGAAUAAUUAAAUUAGUUUAUUGGUGAAAUAACACCAUUCAUUCGUGGUUUUAGAAAUUUACUGGAAUGGAAAAUAACACCGUUUUUUACGUCCAAAAGAUACAAAAGGGAAAUUCAUAAACGGAUUGCAUCAAAGUUGUGAUGUUUUCCCGCUUCUGCAGGUUAUAGUCCUUCAAAACAGUUUUAACUGCCUGUUUACAAAGUAAACACAUCGUUUUCCUCACUGUAUUUUCCGUAAAUACAUAUUUUGUAGUCCAGUCGCUGUAAAAAGUCCAACUUUCUGUACCUACUUUUGUUUUUUUUCAAAGGGGACCUAUUAUGCUCAUUUUUCAAUUGAAUUGUGAGCUCCUAUAGAGCAGCUACACACAAUAACCAGCACAGAAAGCGUUCUAGUUCUUCCAGAAUCUGCACCUAUUCAACUGCAUUUCUUUGGAUUUUGUGUUUCCAGCGUAAACAGUCUGUUUUAAUGCAUUCCACCCACAGCCCAUCUGUGCUGUGGUUGCUCACACUAUGAGUACAUAGAAAGUUUGAGUUUGAGUUCCGGUUUGUGCCUCUAACUUUAUAGGAGUUGAUAAUAAACAGCGAUUUCGCCCACUGCUUUGUGCGUAGACUUCCGGUUUGUGCUGCUAACUUUUCCACUUUUAACAUACAGUAUACAUGUGUUGGAGGAAGGGGAGAGAGUUUAUAUAUUAGGAAGUCCACCCCUCUGUGAUGUCACAAAGGGACAGUUUUAACCACGCCUUUUGAAAUCAAGCGUUUUGAGCCAUCCCAAACUUCUUUCAGGGCUAACUUUCAAAUGCGCUAACCUCAUUAUCUGAAACUUUGGCAUCGUUUAACAUGGGAAUAGUACAUUCUAACUACAUUUAUAGAUCAGAAAAGUGGAAAAAAGCAAAAUAGGUCCCCUUUAAGUGUUGAUAGCACCAUUUGUGUUUAAAUGUGAGCCGUUUUCCUCUACUGCUGCUUUAUUGUGACGCAUAAACCUCGCUGUUGCCCCCUGCGGAGCGGAGCAAAUAAUGCAUGAACAAGCUGAAUGGUUGAACAUUAUUUGGGUGACGUUCGGCAGGAUAAAUGAGAUGCUUUAGCGGGUCACGUUUAAUGACAAAUGGUUUUUUUCCAUGCCUGGAUCAGCAUUAUUGUGUUAAAACACACACAUGGGAUUUAAUUGUUUUUUUUAUGUCCUGUAUGACUUGUUUCAUAAAAAAAAAGACCAUUAAAAUAUCAGUUUUACAUAG
Doryrhamphus excisus (bluestripe pipefish) is the source of this 2738-nucleotide messenger RNA. RefSeq names its product transmembrane protein 26-like. The record is from RefSeq and is a predicted model, not a curated record. Lineage: Eukaryota; Metazoa; Chordata; Actinopteri; Syngnathiformes; Syngnathidae.